Asparagus officinalis (garden asparagus) is the source of this 1337-nucleotide messenger RNA. Its product is annotated as putative pectinesterase 11. Gene Ontology annotation, biological process: cell wall modification. Lineage: Eukaryota; Viridiplantae; Streptophyta; Magnoliopsida; Asparagales; Asparagaceae. The transcript has 5 exons. The record is from RefSeq and is a predicted model, not a curated record. Gene Ontology annotation, molecular function: pectinesterase activity. The coding region runs from base 136 to 1149 and encodes 337 amino acids.
UUACCCGCCACUAAUUUGACUCUAUCCAAAUUACUUGGCUACUGCCAGAUAAUAAAUAACUGCAGCAUGCAUAUACUUUCAGAGUUUAUGAUCCCUCACUCUGGCUUGCGCUAGCAAUUCCUACUUUCUUAAUUAAUGGCAUCCACAAUAUUAUUUUGCAGUAGUUUCAUGGUUGCAUUGGCCAUGGCUUCAUUCAUGAUCACAGCUGGAUCGUUGAAAUCUUCUACCGGUGUGCUUAUCACGGUCGAUAAAUUAGGACGUGGAAACUUCAUGAAGAUUCAAGACGCCAUCGACGUUGUGCCUUCGAACAACUCAGUACAUGUCCUCAUUUCCAUUAAACCUGGAGUUUACGAAGAGAAUGUUGUUAUUCCGGAGGACAAACCAUUCAUAACUUUGAAAGGCGAACAUACGAAGUCAACCAUCAUAAGAUGGGACGGGCGUUGGAAAGCUGCAGACAAGACAACUCUCUUCAUACAAGCGUCAGAUGUUGUGGUAAAACAACUUACAGUUCAGAAUGAAUAUAAUUUAACAAGAGAAGGAGCAAUUGCGGUGAGAGUAAGUGGCGAUAGAGUCGCCUUUUUCAGCUGCAGAUUCCUUGGAAUCCAGGACACAGUCCUUGACGACUCUGGAAAGCAUUAUUACUGGAAAUGCUACAUUGAAGGAGCCACCGAUUUCAUCUGUGGAAAUGGCAAGUCUCUCUUUCAGAACUGCGCCCUGCACUCAACCUCAACGUAUGGAGGAGCAAUUACAGCACAUAGGAGAAAGAUGCCGACAGAAGAUACUUACUUCAUCUUCAGACACUGUAAAAUCACCGGAACUAAAGGUGGAAGAGCAAUUUUGGGAAGGCCGUGGGGGUCUUACUCGAGAGUGGUGUUUGCGUAUAGCUACAUGAGCAGUGUAGUUCUGCCAGAAGGUUGGAGGGACUGGCCCGGUGUACCUCCUAGGAAAUGGACAACAUAUUAUGGGCAGCGAAAGUGCUAUGGACACGGCGCAAAUGUCACAAGAAGAGUCAAAUGGUCUCAUAAGCUUUCGAAAUCUGAGGCUGCGCCCUUCUUAAAUAUAUCAGCUAUCAUCGGUCCAAAGGAUCAAGAAUGGAUUAGAUCUCCUAAAAUAAAUUAUAAGAUAUUUUUUCCAGGCAUUUUUAGCUAGCUAUGGACUAACAAGUAAUCCUCAGUAAUGGCGAUUCGUUUUCUUCUAUUAAAUUUCUUUGAAGGUAGAAGAUCCAUUUGUUGUUGUGUACGAGUCACAAUAUUAGACUAGAAAAUUUUACUUUGUGAGAUAUGUUUCUCUUGUUGCUUGAGUUUGCCUGAAUGUUCUUUACAAGUGAAUGUUCAAAG